AUGAUAUUCUACACGGAAGCCACGAGCAUCAUUGUGAACGUUGUUGUGUCUCUGCUGGCCCUUAUGGCCAUUGGCAUCUCGUUGUACUUCAUGUCCGUGCGCUCCGGAUGCAGCUGGAAGGGAGUCCUGCUGCGCUACGCGAUCACCAUUGGCAUGCAGCUCGCCGCCCUCGCUCUGGCCGUGGGCCUCGCACUGCUCGUUGCCGUCUUUAUGGAUAGGGUGAUACGCUCGAUGACUUGGUUCACCUCCACCUGGACGAUCUUUGGCCUCUACCUGGCGCCGAUCAUCUUCGGAAUGAGCAUCCUGCCAGCCCUGUAUCUGGAGAAGACGAAACGCGAUCCCCUAGUCCUGGGGUUCCGCAUCCAGCUGUUCAUGCACUCGCACUGCUUCUGGCUGAUCGUGAUCAUGGUUACGCUGGCGGGACUGAGCAUUCGAUCGGCCUACUUGAUAAUGCUCUAUGUGCUCUUCGAUAUAGUUGCUUUGAUUGUGAACUUGGUCACCAAGUGUCACCGCAAAGCCUAUUUGUUUGCCAUUGCUGUCACGGUCUGUCAGAUCCUUCCGUUCGUCUACUUCACCUAUUUGUGCACGGCGGCUCUCCUAACUCUGAUGCACAUGCAGGGACGCUUUUUUGGUUAUUUUGCUGGUUAUUUUCCCUCAUGUUUGCGUGUUCCACUGAUCAUGUUCUUCCGCAAGACGAGAACGAUUGUGCUCUGCUUCCUCGGGAUUACCAUUCUGUUCAUUGUAAUCGCCGUCACGAAUGCCGGAUUCCCCUACAAGGAGAAAACCUCAGCGCAGCGCUACUCAUUGAUCCAUGCACAUCGUCGGCUACAUAACGCGGAUGGCACCACUCGCAUGGACGAAUCAGAAUGGCCCCAAGAUCGACACUGA
Molecule: messenger RNA, 888 nt
Organism: Drosophila miranda
Lineage: Eukaryota; Metazoa; Arthropoda; Insecta; Diptera; Drosophilidae
Product: endoplasmic reticulum metallopeptidase 1-like
Exons: 4
Coding region: 1-888 (295 amino acids)
Source: RefSeq, a predicted model, not a curated record